Molecule: messenger RNA, 1878 nt
Organism: Closterium sp. NIES-65
Lineage: Eukaryota; Viridiplantae; Streptophyta; Zygnematophyceae; Desmidiales; Closteriaceae
Source: the annotation of a GenBank genome assembly
AUGUACUCACUGACUUCUCUCCUCGCUUCCCUGGCAGGUUCGAGCGAGCAUCUCAACACCAAGGUGCUUCUGCUCACGAGGCAGGUGGUGUUGACUUCAACAGCACAACAGCGGACGAGAAGAGGAGCAGAGGAGGAGCAGCCUCGACGCCAUGGAAUGUUGCAACAUGCUGCAGCAUCUUUCGCUUCCGUCUGCCAUGCGCUCACUGACUCCCUCUUGGUGUUGCCAGCAGGUUCUUUUGACCAAUACAACGCCAAGGCCGUUAUGCUUACAAAGCUGGUGGUGUGGGCGCCAGCAGCGGAGAAGAGGAGCAGAGGAGAAGAGGAACGGGGGAGAAGAGGAGCGGAGGAGAAGAGGAACGGAGGAGAAGAGGAGCGGAGGAGAAGAGGAACGGAGGAGAAGAGGAGCGGAGGAGGAGAGGAGAAGAGGAGCAUAGGAGCAGAAAAGAGGCGUUCAGGUGCCCCUGAGGUUUGCUUGACUGUGUUGGCCGCUGCAGCAGGAGACGAGCAGUGGAGAGGAGAGGAACAGAGGAGAGGAGCAGAGGAGGGGAGGAGAGUAGCAGAGGAGACGAGCAGCGUAGCAGAGGAGCAUCAGAGCAGAGGAGCAGAGGAGAAGAGGAGCACCUUUGAACACUUGGAUUGGAAGCCCGUUCAGUUCCUUUUCUCCUUGAGCCUUGCACUCACUCCUUUCCUCUCCUCCUCCUUGUGUGCUUGGCAGGUUCUCUCCACCUCGCCCAAGGCUCAACUUGAGCGGCUCAAGUCGCAAGGCCGUUCAGGGGAGCGCCAAGGCUCUUCAAGCGAGUGCCACGGUCGCCCCAACACUCUCCAGAGGAGCUUCACGGCGGGCAGCACCGUCCAAGCCACACCACCUGCCUGCACGCUGAAGGUUGCAGUAUCGCCCCCUCCUGCCUCCACACUCCACACGAGCCCCCCCCCUUUCCCCUGGUGCUAUUCAGGAGGCCCCUCACUCGCCACCAACCAGGACUCAAGGCAGCAACCAGGCGCACGGCAACUCAUAGGCGCAAGGCAACACCAAGACCUCCUCGGCACGCACUGCAUGCACGCAUUCCGCCCCCUUGUGUCCUCCACAGCGGUCCUUCACUCACUCCUGAUCGCUUCCCUCUCCCCUCCUUUCUACCCUUCCUUCCCCCCUUCUGACUGCCAGGCUCUCCGCUUUAAGUGGAAGAUGAAGGUUUGGUACUUGGCUGCUGUGGAGGGUGUAAUGGGCAUCAUCCCCCGUGUGACUGUGUCAUGCCAUCCCAUGCUCUCUCCAUCACCCUCUGCACAUGCAUGCGUUCCGCCCCUUGUCUCCUCCAUAGCUUCUCUUUUUAUCCCCCCGCUCCCUCCCCUCUUCUCUACCCCCGCCCUCCCCCAUUCCCCCCGUCUGCCAGGCUCUCUGCUCGAAGCCUGCCCUGCAACUAGGUGUGCAUGGGGAUGGGAGGGAGGCAGCACUGCAGCAGACUUGAAUCGCUGCCACAAGGGAGAGUAUGGGGUUGGGCUUGGCCUCUCAACUCAAGUCUCUUAUCAGUUUCUUCCCACUCACCAGUUCCUCCUGCCUUGCCUCUCCUGUCCCCUUCCCCCCUCUCCAUGCCCGUUACCAGCCUCAGAGUGGGAGCACUGGAGCAAGGGAGAGGGGAGUCCACCGUCUCACUCACCUCCUCCUCUUUCCUUUUUCCCUUCCCUCCCAGCAGCACCCUGCCUGGACCACGGUGGAAUCCUGCCGUCUGUGAACCCCCCCAUUCCCCGGUCCCCCCACUUCCCAGCAGCCUCAGGCAUCAUUUCGCUCUGUUCCGUUGUGGUAGGUAGAGGUAAGGAGGCAUGGGGUGAAGGGAGGGGGUGGGUGGGAGGCAUGGGAGCAAGCGGGCAGUUCACUUUCUAA